CGCCCGCCCGGCACUCGCAGGCGCAGACGGAUGCCGCGUAGGAACGGCUUCUGCAGCGGGAGGCGAAGAUCACCCACAGCCGACACCGAUGAGCCUGGAGCGCCGUUAUUAAACCGCGGUUCAGUCUAAUGAGGCUUUAGCUGGCGCCUUAAGUGAACUGACGCUAGAGAAGAUUAUAGAGGAGAUACAUUGUCCCAGUUAGCGAGGCAUGGCCGACAUCGACAAGCUCAACAUAGACAGCAUCAUUCAGCGGCUCCUGGAAGUGAGAGGGUCAAAGCCUGGUAAGAAUGUUCAGCUGCAGGAGAACGAGAUUCGCGGCCUGUGUCUGAAAUCUCGUGAGAUCUUUCUCAGCCAGCCCAUCCUGCUGGAGCUGGAGGCUCCUCUGAAGAUCUGCGGCGACAUCCAUGGGCAGUAUUAUGAUCUGCUAAGGCUCUUUGAGUAUGGGGGCUACCCACCUGAGAGUAACUACCUGUUCCUGGGGGAUUACGUGGACCGGGGGAAGCAGUCUCUGGAGACCAUCUGCCUCCUGCUGGCCUACAAGAUCAAAUAUCCAGAGAACUUCUUCCUCCUCAGGGGCAACCAUGAAUGCGCCUCCAUCAACCGCAUCUAUGGAUUCUAUGAUGAAUGCCGAAGGCGAUACAACAUUAAGCUCUGGAAGACGUUCACCGACUGCUUCAACUGCCUGCCCAUCGCUGCCAUCGUGGACGAAAAGAUCUUCUGUUGCCAUGGAGGCUUGUCUCCAGACUUGCAGUCCAUGGAACAGAUUCGACGGAUCAUGAGGCCCACGGACGUGCCCGAUCAGGGCCUCCUGUGUGAUCUGCUGUGGUCCGACCCGGAUAAGGAUGUGCUAGGCUGGGGCGAGAAUGACCGGGGAGUUUCUUUCACCUUUGGAGCUGAAGUUGUGGCCAAGUUCCUCCACAAACAUGAUCUGGACCUCAUCUGCAGGGCCCACCAGGUGGUGGAGGACGGCUACGAGUUCUUUGCCAAGAGGCAGCUGGUCACGCUUUUUUCUGCACCAAACUACUGUGGCGAGUUUGACAAUGCGGGGGCCAUGAUGAGUGUGGACGAGACACUUAUGUGCUCUUUUCAGAUUUUAAAACCAGCGGAGAAGAAGAAGCCCAACUCAAGCCGUCCAGUGACUCCACCGCGGAACAUGGUCACCAAGCAGGCGAAGAAAUGAGGAGCACUAGCAGUCCAGUGGCCAUUUUGGACUUGUCAUGUGGUUUUCAUCUGUUCCAGCUUCAGAGUCGCUGUUCUGACAUAAUGGUCGCGUGGACUCACUCAACACUGUCGACCGUUGUUUUUUUCGUUUUUUUUCUUUCUUUCUUUUCCCCUCACUUUUUUCACUCCCAUUUUUGUGCUCCCUUCCCGUUUUCACAGCAACUAAGGAAGAGGAAGCGGGAACAGGGAGCACUCUGCUCUUUUUCAUUAUCUUUGUUUUCUCGGCUUUUGAGACUGUAAUGGCUUUUUGUGAUCUUGAGUUCUUCAGGAUGCUCAUUUGAGUCUCCCAUUUCAUUAGUCGGCAGCAUCACCACCUCUUUCGCACCAGUUAAUACAGGGAAGACCUUUACCUUACGUCUGUGGAAGCACUCCACCACAUUUCAGUUAUGGUGCAAUGUUAUGGUGCAAUGAUGAUUAUUAUUUUGCUCCCCAGAUACUCAUGUGAACCACUGUGAACAUAUAAGAUGUAAAAUGUAAUUACUUAAAUAUGAAACAAACGGCAUCUCUCCAGCAGUGAGAGUGUUCAUUUUCACUCUAGCUUUGUUCACCAUUUUAUUCAGUGAAUGUGCCAUGAGGUUUGAUGUCCCAUCAGAUUACAUUUUUAAAAAAUGUUUUAGGAUUAUAUUACAAUUUUUUUUUCUUUAAAUGUUUUUAAAAAUUUUUUUUAUUCCUCUUGCAGGAAGAAAACGCACCAUGAAAGCACCCUCCAUAAAAUAUAUUGAUCUGUAGCACUGUAUGAAAGGUUAUGUGCAGAUUCAACUGGAGUGUGUGUGUGUGUGUGUGUGUGUGUGUGUGUGUGUGUGUGUGUGUGUGUGUGUGCGUGCGUGCGUGCGUGUGUGUGUGCGUUUUAUGAACCAGAUUAUAUCAAGAUGAAACAAACAGCGGAUUUCAGUGCUAUCUCUGUUGAUCUGAGUAUUGUUUUACUUUUUUUUUUUUUUUUAUAUAAGAUGCCUUGUUUACUGUGUUCUUUCUCUUCUUGACAUGAGAUUUACUCGUUUCGGCUCCAAAAGAUUCUGCAUCAGAUAUGAGCAUGUGAAGAUCUAGGUUUCUCAUAAAGACUUUUUGUUGCAUGCAUUUAGGUGUAGACGUGUAGGAUACAGACAGGCCUUCACUUUUUCUCAGGGCAUGCAGGUUCUUGGCAUGUCAGAUAAUGUAGCUUAACAUCAGGUAUAUUGAUAACGUUUGACUUCAGCUUUUUCGCUUUGUUUGGAAGAUAUUUCAUCUUGCGUGUCACCCAAACCCACUGUGUAUAUAUCCAGAAAGUUUUGUUCAGUCUUGGCAAUAACUCACGAUUUUUCCACAUUAUAAAGAAUUGUAAUACUUGCUAAAUAAAUUCAAGGGGAAGGGGGAUCAACA
Molecule: messenger RNA, 2577 nt
Organism: Pygocentrus nattereri (red-bellied piranha)
Lineage: Eukaryota; Metazoa; Chordata; Actinopteri; Characiformes; Serrasalmidae
Gene: ppp1cc
Product: protein phosphatase 1, catalytic subunit, gamma isozyme
Exons: 7
Coding region: 209-1180 (323 amino acids)
Cellular component (GO): cytoplasm; nucleus
Molecular function (GO): protein serine/threonine phosphatase activity
Source: RefSeq, a predicted model, not a curated record